This is a messenger RNA of Penicillium canariense, 1470 nucleotides long. RefSeq lists its product as uncharacterized. Gene Ontology annotation, biological process: regulation of DNA-templated transcription. The transcript has 2 exons. NCBI's taxonomy places the organism in Eukaryota, Fungi, Ascomycota, Eurotiomycetes, Eurotiales, Aspergillaceae. Gene Ontology annotation, molecular function: DNA-binding transcription factor activity, RNA polymerase II-specific; zinc ion binding. The record is from RefSeq and is a predicted model, not a curated record. The coding region runs from base 1 to 1470 and encodes 489 amino acids.
AUGUCCUCCUCCGACCACAAACCCAAAAUCCGCCCGCAACAGUCGUGCCUCAAAUGCCGCGAGCGCAAAGUCAGGGUAUGCAUCGACCAAUCCCCCCACCCCCCCAAUUCCAACAUUCCGAUCCCAGCCCGACCCAGCACCUCCCAAAAGGAAAUGAAUACAACAAAGAAAACUACACAAGCUAAUCGUCAAUGCUCCCGCCUCCAGUGCGACCGCUCCAUUCCCUGCGAGGCCUGCAUCCACCGCGGCAUCGAGUCCGAAUGCACGUACCUCACCUCCGCCGAAGACCGCGCGCACAUCAGCCAAGCCGAGAUCAUCGACCGCCUGCGCCGCGAAGUCACCCAACUGCGCGGCCAAUUGACCCAGGGUCCCGGGGCGCGCGGCCCAAGUCCUGCGCGCCGGCGCGAGAGGGCGCUGUAUGCGCGCAAGUAUAAGAAAAGCCGUGGCAGUGCAGAGCCGCGCGCAAGCUAUGCGGCCGGGUCGGCUUCAGGAACGAGGUCUGGCUCACGAUCGGUGACAGACUCGGAGCCCGUGGACGGAGGCAGUUGGCCCGGUUCGUCGCCGUCCUCGACAUCGACGACCACGAUGACCAAUCCGAUGGCUAUGACGAGUCCCGAUAGCACGGGCAGUGAGAGCGGCGCCAGUGCGGGUUAUGCGCAGCAUCAGGCGUAUCCUGGGUCGACGGCGCCGUACGGAACGCAGAUUGUCAAGGCGGAUGUGGCCACAAUCACGGAGAGCGCGGCGUUUGGUAAUUACCCCCUGGGCGAUGCGAUGGCGCAAUGCCAGGUAAGCGGCCUACCGGCCUUCCCUGGCGAGAUUCCUGGGUCGUGCCCAAUGCAGGGGCUCUCGCAAGCACCCCAAGCUCACGCCCCCGCCCCCGCGCCCGACGGGGUGAUCGCGGGGCCUCCGAUGCAUAUGUACGGCAGCGAGGAGAGCCCCAGCCAGGACGGGGUCUAUUCCCAUUCUAACCAUCAUCUCUGCGAAGACUACGCGGACAUGAACACCCUCAACGCACACAGUCCGUCUCAGGCAUAUCCACUGCCCUGGGCCCAAGAACAUGGGCACCACUUGGCCAAUGCCCAGCCCCCGGCCCAGGCACCAGCCCCCCCGGAUUCAUCAUACUACUACUCCUCCUCCUCCAUGGACACGUUCGCCCAACACGAUCCGACUUCCCAUCCACAACUUCAUCUCUCUCACACUCCUUGUCCUCUCCCCCAGAGUCACCCACUACCACCGCCAUCCCACCCCACCGAAUACCAAGCACACGCUAUCAACUCCAUCCCCGACUCCUGGAAAGGGCCCGACAAACAAGACCUGCUCGAAACCCUCCUCGAAACCAUUAGCAGCUGCCACGAAGAACGCAUCGCACAAGUCGUCGCCGUCGUGCGCGCCAGCGAGACCCCGGAGGAAGCUGUCUCGGGCAUCUGCCAGGUUCUGGGUAUCAGCGCGGAUGGAGCCGGGCCACCUUGA